This is a messenger RNA of Tripterygium wilfordii, 1182 nucleotides long. Its product is annotated as zerumbone synthase-like. The record is from RefSeq and is a predicted model, not a curated record. Bases 120 to 1016 code for a protein of 298 amino acids. The transcript has 3 exons. NCBI's taxonomy places the organism in Eukaryota, Viridiplantae, Streptophyta, Magnoliopsida, Celastrales, Celastraceae.
CUAAUCAAUCAAAUAAUAAGCAGCUAGCGCUCUACCAAUCUCUCGUCCUCUCUUUAAAAAAUCCUCUUUAUUCUAUCUCUCACUACUAUCUAUCCUUCUACGUACAGGAGCAGAGCACCAUGUUCAAGAUCGGAUUAAGUAAAAAUGCCGCCAUUGCAAGAGCUCGGCUCGCUGGGAUCUGUAACAGGGGAUUCUCCACCGAGACUGGAAGCAAGUUAGAGGGCAAGGUGGCACUGAUCACUGGAGCAGCUACUGGAAUUGGCAAAGCAACGGCAGAAAAAUUCAUCCAAAAUGGUGCUAAAGUUGUUAUAGCUGAUAUUCAACCUCAACUCGGCCAAGAAACCGCGAAAGAACUUGGACCGAAUGCUGCCUUCAUCGCCUGCGAUGUCACAAAAGAAUCAGAUUUAUCCAAUGCUGUUGAUUUCACCAUUUCCAGACACAACCAACUUGACAUCAUGUACAAUAAUGCAGGGAUAGCCUGCAAAACUCCUCCAAGUAUUGCAGACCUUGAUCUUACGGUGUUCGAUAGAGUCAUGAACAUCAAUGUCCGAGGAGUCGUGGCUGGAAUUAAACAUGCUUCUCGUGUCAUGAUCCCGCGUAAAUCUGGCUGCAUUCUAUGCACGGCCAGUGUCACAGGAAUAUUGGGAGGGCUAUCUCAGCACACAUAUUCUAUAUCAAAGUGCACUGUCAUUGGCAUUGUUAAAUCUGUUGCAGCUGAGCUAUGCAGGCAUGGGAUCAGAGUCAAUUGCAUUUCACCUUUUGCGAUUCCAACUGCUUUUGUGAUGGAAGAAUUGACUCAGAUUUAUCGAGGAGUUGACACUUCACGGCUUGUGGAACUUAUACACAAGGCUGGAGCAUUAGAGGGGGCAAAAUGUGAGCCCUGUGACAUAGCCAAUGCUGCACUAUAUCUUGCAUCUGACGAUGCCAAGUAUGUUAACGGGCAUAAUUUGGUCGUCGAUGGAGGUUUUACGUCAUCCAAGACUUUGGGGUUCCCUGCACCAGAUCAGAUGCAGUAAAUUCUUUACUGCCAAACAUGAUUUGUGAGGUUUUAGCUUUUUUUUUUUCAUGGAAGUUAAAAGGAAAUUGCAUUCUUUGUAAGUACAAGCCUUGGUUUCCUAAAGACAGUAUUCUAGCAUGUCAUCUAGAAAGUGGGCUAUUGCAGGCCCAAGAAGUUUUGAACCA